Messenger RNA from Guillardia theta CCMP2712, 2391 nucleotides. RefSeq lists its product as hypothetical. The transcript is spliced from 2 exons. The record is from RefSeq and is a predicted model, not a curated record. Gene Ontology annotation, biological process: L-selenocysteine biosynthetic process. Bases 1 to 2391 code for a protein of 796 amino acids. Gene Ontology annotation, cellular component: cytoplasm. Gene Ontology annotation, molecular function: ATP binding; oxidoreductase activity; selenide, water dikinase activity. Lineage: Eukaryota; Cryptophyceae; Pyrenomonadales; Geminigeraceae.
AUGAAAGGAAAGAUGGGCCCCGAACCGAUCAUGAAGGACGUCGUACUGAUCGGAGGAGGGCACGCGCACGCUUAUGUCUUGAAGAGCUUCGGCAUGGAUCCGAUGCCAGGCGUGCAAGUGACGUUGAUAACGAGGGACGUGGAGACUCCCUACUCUGGAAUGAUUCCCGGGCACGUGGCAGGUUUCUACACCAAGGAAGAGUGUCACAUCGAUUUGAUCAAACUUGGGAACUUCGCGAAGGCAAGAAUAAUCCACGGUGAAGCGUACGGGAUUGAUCCGGAAAAGAAAAUCAUCAGGAUCAAGGGAAGGCCAGACAUUCCUUAUGAUGUUCUGUCCAUCAACAUCGGGUCAGCUCCGAAACUCGGGGACUCGGCCAACCAGAUCCAAGACUCUCACGUGACGCCCGUCAAGCCCAUCGACGGGUUCAGUGCAAGGUGGGAUUAUAUCGUGUCGAGGGCGAAAGCUCUAGGGGAUGCGAAGGAGGGCAUCCGGCUGGCUGUUGUUGGAGGUGGAGCUGGAGGUGUGGAGCUUGCACUGAGCAUGCAGUCUCGACUUCGACGGGAAUUCAGCAAGUUGGGUGCAGACCCAAAUCUUGUUGACGUCACUCUCGUAUCCCGAAAUGAUGUUGUGAUGCCUUCUCACAGCAAGAUGGUACAGAAUAUCUUCAUGAAACUGAUGAAGGAAAGAAGCAUCAAUCUUGUGCUUGGCAAAGAAGCGGUUGAAGUAAAGAACAAGACAAUCAUCUGUAACGACGGCACUCAAGUUGUCUUCGACGAGUGCGUGUGGUGCACACAAGCAGGAGCUCAGUCCUGGCUCAAGGAGACUGGAUUGAAGCUGGAUAAAGAUGGCUUCAUUGAAAUUCAGGAGACUCUUGAGUCAGUGAACACCAAAGAUGUUUUCUCUGUUGGCGACAUCUCUACCAUGGUAAAUCAUCCCCGUCCCAAGGCAGGAGUGUUUGCUGUCCGUGGUGGCCCUCCUUUGACUCGGAAUAUUCGGAACAGAAUUCUUGGAAAGCCUCUUGAGAAGUGGAUUCCUCAGAAGGACUUUCUCGGGAUCAUUGGCACUGGAGAACCAUCCCAGUGUGUGGCUUCCAGAGGCACUUUGGGUAUCGAGGGAGCAUGGUUGUGGGAGCUCAAAGACUGGAUCGAUCGGACCUGGAUGACAGGAUACAGUUCUCGCUUGCCUCUCAUGGAGAUGGAAGAGGACCCUCCCUCGCAGGUUGCCGUUGCCGCUGGUCCAGAAGCUCUGGCUGCGCUCGCCCAUGCAUCGAUGCGGUGCGGAGGCUGUGGAGCCAAAGUAGGAGCAACAGUCCUCUCCAAAGUUAUGAACAGAAUCCGAAAGGAAUUUCCGUUUCCCAACAACGAUGUUGUUGUGGGUCUGGACGCUCCCGAUGACUGCGCCAUCGUCAAGCAAGAUCCUCAAGGACGUGCGCAAGUUCACACGGUCGACUUCUUCCGCUCCUUCAUCAAAGACCCCUUCCUGUUCGGCAAGAUUGCCGCGAACCAUGCUUUGAGCGACUGCCAUGCCAUGUGUGCAGAGCCAAGGACCGCGCUUGCCAUCGCUGUCGUCCCAUUUGGGAUUGAGGCGAAGGUCGAGGAGACUCUGUACCAGAUGAUGGCGGGAGCAUGCACAGUCUUGGCAGAGAGCAACUGUGUGCUAGUGGGAGGGCAUACCUGUGAAGGUUCGGAGCUCGCAUUGGGGUUCUCGAUUAACGGGCUUGUUCAAUGGCCAAAUGGUGCUCUCACCAAGAACGGCAUGAAGGAUGGAGACGUUCUCGUCCUUACCAAACCGAUCGGCACUGGCACUUUGUUUGCGGCCGACAUGCGCAGUCGAUCUAAGGGCGUGUGGAUCGCCGAGGCCCUCAAGAGCAUGUGCCUGUCCAACAAGGCCGGAGCAGACAUCCUCAAGGCGCAUGGAGCAACCUCCUGCACUGACGUGACCGGGUUCGGUCUGCUUGGCCACCUGUGGGAGAUGACGAAAGCUUCCAGCUCCAACGUGGAGCUGGACCUCAGCUCGAUCCCCCUGCUGCCUGGUGCCAUCGACUGUGUCAAGAACGGGAUCUUUUCAUCCUUGCAACCCGCAAACGUGCGAUUGAAGCGGUCGAUCGAGAACGAGGCGGAGGCGCUGAAGCAUGAGGCAUACCCUCUCAUCUUCGACCCGCAGACAUCGGGCGGCCUCCUAGCUACCGUACCGGCAGCCAAGGCUGAGCGCUGCAUUCAAGCACUCCGAGGAAGCGGUUACGCUUCGAGUGCUGUGGUAAGACUCAACCUGACUGUCUCUCUUUUGCUUGACAUCCCUUGGCUCAGAUCGGCCGAGUGCUCAGCGCUGGCACCUCAGCUGGUUCGAUCAGAUGUGUUCCGUGAGCACUUUCACCUCGACAUGAGAUCUUAA